Heterostelium album PN500 is the source of this 2094-nucleotide messenger RNA. RefSeq lists its product as uncharacterized. Lineage: Eukaryota; Evosea; Eumycetozoa; Acytosteliales; Acytosteliaceae. Gene Ontology annotation, molecular function: nucleic acid binding. The transcript has 9 exons. Bases 1 to 2094 code for a protein of 697 amino acids. Gene Ontology annotation, biological process: DNA integration. The record is from RefSeq and is a predicted model, not a curated record.
AUGAAAGUAGACGAGUUAGAAGAGUUAGGAAUAGUAGAGAAAGUACCAGAAGAGUUUUUAGAUCAAGUAGUAGAAUCACCAAUAUUUGCAGUAUAUAAGAAUAAUGUGUUUGAUAGAUUAGUAAAUCAUUUUAAGAAGUUAAAUGAUGCGACAGUAGAAUUAGAGUACAAGAUUCCAGUUGUAGAUGAAGUAAUCAAUAGUUUGAGAGGAUGUAAAUAUUUUAGCAUCGGAGACGUUGUAAAAGGUUACUUUCAUGUGAAGAUGGAUUUGGAGUCAAGGAAAUAUACAGCAUUCAGGACCCGUAAAGGCAUUUACUGGUAUUUACGUAUGGCUAUGGGUUUGAAUGGAGCACCAGCAAGAUUCGCAGAGUUUAUCGAAGAGAAUUUUAGUGACAUAGUAAAAAAUUAUUUCGAUGAUCUCAUUAGUGGCGAUGUGACGUUAGAAGAGAAUGUAGUUAGAGUAAUCAGAAUGUUUUGGAUUAGAUGUAGAGAGAGACAAAUAUAUUUAAGUAGAAAGAAGUUAAAGUUAUUUAGAUUAGAGAUAGAAAUAUUAGGUAGAACAAUAAGAGAGAAUAUCAUUAAUAGUAGUAACCAAACACUUAGAGUUUUCAAGACAGAUUUCGAAAUAAAUGACGAAGCAAAGAGAGAAUUCGAUUUAUUGCGAAAAGAGUUGAAAAAUACAGUAGAUCUAAUGUUGCCGGAUCCAACAAAGGAGUACUUUGUUUAUACAGAUGCAAGCGAUAUCGAUCAAGCAAUCUUGACAAAGGAUCAGCUCAAGGCAUUGGAGUUGUUGUCACAAUUCAACUAUGAUAUCAAUCACAUUGAAGGAAAGAACAACGUGGGAGCAGAUGUGCUGUCUAGACUUCAGUGUUACCAGAUACCAUUGGAUUUCAGUUACUUGGACGAGAUUAAGAACAGUUAUAAGUCAAGUAAGGAUGUGGAAUUGGUAAAGUUACGUCAUAAGGAAUCAUGGAGAAAAUUACUUUUGGUAGAUGAAAAGCAUAUUAAAGAAGUAAUAACGGAAGCUCAUGGAACAGAAGGAGUUGGUGUGGAUAUUUCGAUGGAUUUCAUGGAAUUACCAAAGAGCGUUAAUGGUUAUGAUUAUGUUUUGGUAGUGGUGGAUCGAUUUUCGAAAUAUACAACUAUCAUUCCAACUACGAAGGAAAUCACAGCAUUGGGUACAGCAAAGUUAAUUCAUCAACAAGUGUUCUCAUUGUUUGGAUUACCGUUAUCAAUUGUAAGCGAUCGUGAUACUCGCUUUACAAGUGAAGUGUGGUUAGAACUCUUUAAGAAACUAUCGUUGGAGUUCAAAGACAAGUGGGAUGAAGAGAUUAAGAAUAUUCAAUUCGCGAUCAAUUCAACUUAUAAUUCAACAAUCAAACUAUCACCUUUCGAAGUAGUGCUGGGAUACAUUCCUGUAUCGCCAAUUAACAUGUUUAGAAACAAUAAUACAUCGAAUAGAGAAUGGAUCAGAGAGAUGGUCAAAGACAGUUUGUUGGAUAAACAAUUAGAUAUGUUGGAAGCAGAUGGAACCAUCAAGAACAAACCGACUUAUCAGAUUGGAGAUUGGAUGUUUGUCAAAGAUGAAUUUAUCAAUUUAGAAGUUGAUUGGAACACAAACACAGGAUCAAUUAAUAAUAAGAAUCGUGGACCGUUCAAGAUCACAAAGAUAUUUAAUAAUGUACAAUUCAAGUUAAACAAAGAUAAUGAAUCAUUAGUUAAAGGUAUACAACCAGAUAUCAUUGACAAUGAAGAAGAGUUUGAAAUAGAACAAAUCAUUGGAGAUCGAAUGUUCAGAAAGAAGAAGCAGUAUCAAAUCAAAUGGCUUGGCUAUCCUUUAGACAAAGCUACAUGGCAAUACUCAAAGAACAUGGAUCAUGCUAAAGAUCUUAUUAAAGAAUAUGAAAACAACAAGAAACAACAAAUCCAAUCAAAGAAGAAGAAGUCAACUAACCAUCCAGAUUGGUCACUCUUUGGUUCUCCAAUCUCAGUUUCUGCAUAUAUCCAAGGUCAAAGCGCCUAUGCUACAGAAUCUACUAGAGAUAGCCAACACUGCCACCAAGCGAUACCAAGAGUAGCUGUAGUUUAUGAUUGA